GUUUCUAGCAUUCCGUAGAGUUUGGGAAAAGAUUCUUUCUUUUUUUUAGGUAUAUUUCUUUAGGUGUGGGUAUGUGUUCGGGUGCACAUGCCAUAGGUGUGCACGCAGAGAUCAGAAGACAGCCUCCGAGAGUCAGUUCUUUCCCUUCCACCAUGCUAGUCCAGGGAGCCAGCUCAGGGCAUCAGGCUUGCCAGCUGAAGACUCACAUCUGCCUGGCUGUCAUUUCUUCAAAUGCUUUUUUUUUUCCUUUUUGAAACAGAGUCUCCAUAAGUGUGUGUAGCGUGUAGACCAGGCUGGCCUUGAACUCGUGGGAUAAUGCUCUCCCCCUCAAGUGUUGGAAUUAAAGGUGUGCACCAUCAUACAGGGAACCAAAAUACUUUAAAAGUUACCCAGCACAUAAGCCAUGAAAUCAUAAUUAUUGUUAGCGCUGGACCCUUCCAAUGUUCUCAAAGUUGGUAUCUUUGUCAACAACCAGAGUUUCAGUGGAGGUCAUCUGAGCUAAGCCAAUAUAUCUCCGACCCUAGACGUUUUAAAAAUGUCAAGGAUUUUUCUCAAGGGCGGUGAAGAAUCUGAGCUGCAGGGGAAUGUCUGAGUCUGGUCAGCCACAGCAAGAGCUAAUGUGAAAAUGUCUGGGGUUCUGCCGAAGCAGCUGGGAAGCAGGCAAAUCUGACAACCAAAGGGCAUGGGUUUUUUGGGUUUUUGUUUUAUUUUGUGUAUUUCUGAAAAUAGCUCACUAAAAUAUAAAAGGAACCCACCAAAGCCCACACGAGUAGAAAAUUCCUUUGCUCCGAGACCCGAGCCUGUAGGAACAGCAUCUAGAGGAGGUGUACGAUGUCCCAGUACUGUCUCUUCCAAUUGGGACGGCCAUACUUGGCAGAUACACCCAAAAUUGUAUGCCAGACUGAACGGGUGCAGAGAAAUCGUGAGUUUGAGGCCAGCGCUGCCUCUUCCAUCUGACUCAGAACGUUUCACAUCCAGUGAGCCUCAGAACUCUCCUCAGCUGCGUUACUCAGUCCUGCAAGAUUUACAGUUCUGACCCAGCGGCGGUGGCUCACACCUUCCAUUCCAGGCAGAGGCGAGCUUGAGGCCGGCCUGGUGUACAGGAGUUCCAGGACAGCCAGAGCUACCCAGAGAAACCCUGCCUCGAUAAAGCAAGAUUCAUAACUCUGGCUGGAGGGAUGGCUUGGUGUUGAAAAGCGCUUGCUACUCCAAAGUGCCUUUACCUACUUGUCCUGUUAUUAAGUUUUGUUCCUCCCUCUCCCUCCCACCCCAAUGCUCUUAGUGAUUUUUUUUUUUUUUUUUGAGACAGGGUCUCAUAUAGCCUAUGGUGUCCUUAAACUUGCUAUGUUGCCAAAGAUUUUGAACUCCUGAUCCUCCUGCCUCCACCCUCGCCCCCCGAGUGUUGGGAUUAUCUGCUUGCGCCAGCAUGCCUGGUUUUAUGCGCUGCUGGGUAUUGAUCCUAUGCUAGGUAAGCGUUUUACCCUGUAUUUAAGGUCUUGGAAACAGUGGCUCGCCUAGAAUUCCCCCUUGUAAAGUUUCCCCACUACCUUUUCCUAGGAAAGCUAACGCAGUGGGUGGGAUAAAGUGGCCUCCACCUGGAGGAAAAACCGUGCCUGCACAAUGAAUCCUGAAUCUGGUGUCCAGCGUGACCUGGAGGAGAGUUUCUCCAUGGAACAGAGCGGGUCAGGCACGUAACAGCCCCUUCUCAGUUACCUAUCUCUCUUCUGGGAUGCAGCCCUUAAGCGGCUGCCCGGGAAGGGGCGCCGGAAAGCAGCACUAUUAGAGCAGGAUAAGCGGACCAAGGUGCAGACCACUAACUCAAACCCCCUUCCACGUGCCCCGGGCCAGGGAGGCACGGGAUCUGGAACUCCACCGCCGGGCGGGGCGCUCCUGAGGCUCCGCCCUCGAAGCCUGGGUUGCUUGCUCCCCGGCUGAAUCUCUGCGCGUCGGGCGAUGUAUCUCCGAAGGGCUGUGUCUAAGACUCUGGCGCUGCCCCGGAGGGCGCCCUCCGGACCUGUGCCACUGGGGAAAGACGCAUCCCUUCGCCGAAUGUCAUCCAGAAAACUCCCUGGAACGUCUGGGUCCAAUAUGAUUUAUUACCUGGUUGUAGGUGUGACCGUUAGUGCUGGUGGAUAUUAUACUUACAAGGCUGUCACAUCAAAGCAAGCCAGACAUACAGACCGCGUAAGGGACGUGAAAGAACAAAAAAAAGCAGAGUCACAGCCACUUCCAGGUGAAAAGGAGAAUGUGGCGGAAGCUGGGGCCGGAGAAAUUUCUGUAAAGGAAACUGAGUUGGUGCAUGCUGAGGAAGUACCCAAGGCUGCAGCAGGGCCUCCAGAAGGGUCUCCGACCUCCCCGGUUUCUUCAGAGGCUGCGCUAGAGGAGGAGACUGAUCUGAAGAUCACCGAGGCUUCUCCGGGGGAGACCACCGAGGGAGUGCCUGAACCCACUGCGGAGGGGGAGAGCGCGGCUCCUGAACCCACAGCGGAGGUGGAGAGCGCGGCUCCUGAACCCACAGCGGAGGUGGAAAGCGCGGCUCCUGAAACCACAGAAGAAGUGGACAGUGCGGCUCCUGAAUUCUCUGCAGAGGUGCAGAGCGCGGCUCCCGAACCCACAGCGGAGGUGGAGAGCGCGGCUCCUGAACCCACGGAAGAGGUGGAGAGCGCAGCUGCGGACCAGGCGGACGGGGCUGGUACCAGCGAGGAGGGUGAGGGUACUGCUGGGAACCGGAGCUGCCAGGAGGAUGCUGAACUAGAAGAAAGCCCUCCCUUAGGCUCAGAGCCCUCUGCCCAGCAGGAUUCACAAGAAGAAACCACCGAGGUCACCGCAGAAGGAGCCUCGCCCCAAGGCUGAUCUGCAAAACUCCAGAGUUGCUUUUGUAUUUUUAGCAACCUUAGACCUUCUUUCUAGAAUUUAAUAUACCUUAAAGAAUUUGGCUUUUACUAAUAGAUGUUUGAUUGGGAUUUGGUAUUUCAUAUGUCUUAAUAGUUUUCUACCCUCUAAGAUCAGGCUGUGUAAAGAGCUUAAAUAGUAUUAACUUUGGAUUUACAUUUUACGUUUUAGAAAUUAAGGUAUCCAUGCAGCCUGUAUUCACUUUGAUUUUUGCUCUACCUUUCUCUUUAUUAUAUGUAAGCCCGGAUUAUUGAGUUUGAUGUGAACUCAUUGAAAUAAAAUUAGAAAAUCUUAA
Messenger RNA from Alexandromys fortis (reed vole), 3187 nucleotides. RefSeq names its product mitochondria localized glutamic acid rich protein (gene Mgarp). NCBI's taxonomy places the organism in Eukaryota, Metazoa, Chordata, Mammalia, Rodentia, Cricetidae. Gene Ontology annotation, cellular component: mitochondrial outer membrane; mitochondrion. The transcript is spliced from 5 exons. Gene Ontology annotation, biological process: anterograde axonal transport. The record is from RefSeq and is a predicted model, not a curated record. Bases 1954 to 2853 code for a protein of 299 amino acids.